CGAGACUGUAAACGAGAGGCGCGUUUUUGAAUAAGAUUCAAGAAAUUUGUCAACAUUGGACAAAGAUUAUUUUAGCAUGCAGAACACACGUGAAGAAUUAAUAAAUGUUGCUGAAAAUGGAGGCCUCGACCAAUUUGUUUCUUUUUUGAAAUUGUGCAAAACAGAUGGGCAUGAUUUACAAGAAGUGUUGAGUGGCUGUAGCAAGUCUCAACUGGACAAAUUAUGGGACAGUAUACAACAGAAAUGUGCCACUACAUUUAUGAGUUUAGAGGUUGCAGAAGAGAAUGAAGAUCAAAUGCAAGAGGAAUUACAGAAAUUGCUAGACGUUUUGGAAGGUGUUGUAAACCUAGCAUCAGCAGCUAUAAACCAGCAAGAAAUCUAUGUUCCAGUCUCCUUAUAUUCUACUUCAGUUGUCCUAAAUGGAUUGCUCUUGCCUUUGCCAGAGAAAGCAGAAAAACUGAAAAAUAUAAUGUCACAUUUAUUUGAAGUUUGGUGGCAGAAAGAGAUACAGGGGGCAGAAGAAUUAAUGUCAAACACAUUUAUCUAUCUUUUGCAAAGGAGUCUUCAAACUCAAACAAUGGUAGAUGUAAAAAGAGUGUGGACAGUACAUGAAGCUUUAAGUCAGGUCGAUUUGACCAAUGAAAGCAGUAAAAGUUUGAAAAACCUGCUAAAACAAUGUACAUACAAUAUAGCAUACCUAAGAUGCUCAGAGGGAUGCAGGUUUCUGGCUUAUAUUUUAAGCCAAGAAGUAGAGCUUACAAAGAUUCUGCACAAUACAAUAAAAAAUCAUUUAUCUACUACAGCCAGAUCAUGGUUAGUGAAGUAUGGAGAGAUUUACUUUAGAGCAUGGCAAAGAGCUACAGGACCAGUUUUAGAGAAAUUAGAAACUAGUUGUAUUCAAGAUCUAAUGUAUAAUGCUGUACAUACAAGAAAACCACUCUGCCAAAGUCUUCGAAGGAUUCUGUGUUAUAUACAUAAUCAGAAGAAACAGAAAGGAGUAGAAGAUAUGUUACUGAAAUUAUAUGACCCUAUUUUGUGGAGGUCCCUUAAGGUAGCAAAUCCUUUGGUGAGAGUCAAUGCCACAGCAAUUUUGAUGGAUGUUUUUCCAUUACAAGAUCCAGAUUCUAAAAUUGAAGAGACCAACAAACUGAUGCAAAAACAAUUUGAUACUAUAACGAUCUUAUUGGACGAUCCUGUUCCUGUUGUGAGAAGUACUGCUGUGGCUGGUGUGUUUAAGAUCAUGUCAGUUUACUGGGAGAUGAUCCCUGCUGAAAUAAUUCAAAGUUUGAUAUCUAAAAUUAUCCUAGAACUGAUAUGGGAUGCUUCCUCAGCUGAUGUCAGGGAGAAUGUCAUCAAGGGUCUAAUAGUCCUCCUGGAUAAUCCUUUAUGCCACUCGGUUUUGAAACCAAUUCUUCCUGAGUUGAAGAACUUUGUCCAUGAUUCCUCAGAAAAGGUCAGGGUGGCCAUGUUAGAUAUGUUGCUGAAAGUCAAAGGUCUUAGAGCAAUCAGGUUUUGGAGCAUUGUCCCUGUUGAGCAUCUUCUAGCCAGACUAGAGAUAGACACACCCCCUAUUGCUAGGCGUAUUAUGAAGUUGAUCUUUUCUAGUUUUAUGCCAGCAGAUAAACCUGCUGAUGUGCAGAUAGGUAGAUGUGUGACCCUAAUACAAACCAACAUUGGGGCAGCCAGACAGUUUUAUAACAAAGCACAUAACCAUAUGAGUAUACAGGAUACAGUAAAUUACAUCACACUGUUGUGUAGAUGUAUACUACAAUGUAUGAAGGCAGAAGCAAUAAAGAACAGAUUAAAUGACAGUGCUACUGGUGAUGGUGACAAAUAUGGUAGAGAUCAAGAUGACACUCAGAUUGAUGUUUCAGAGGAUGAACUUUCUGUACACAACAUCAAACUUAUGACCAGGAUUCUUGAAGCUAUAGUUUUGUUGUGGAACUCUGUUUCUGUGGAGUUAGACAAGACAUGUAACAAAGAGAUUUUACUUGGAUUACAGAAUAAGUUCAUGGUUGCUUUACCAGAAAUGUUUAAAGCUUUCAAUGAUUCACAGAUAUUGACAUCGCUGAUUAUGAUAGCGGGUAAUCUGCCCUCUAAAUCUGUACCUAGUGUCAGUCGAAGUUGCCUGUCAAAAUUGAGGAAAAUGGAAGAAAAUAAAACUGAAGACUAUGGGUGCUUUUUAGAGGUCAUGUGUAACUGGGGGAAAAUUGAAGAUGUUUUUGAAAUGGUGGAUGAAUGGAUAAAAGCAUCAAUGCCUAAAGCAGUGAAGAACAUUUUGGCAUCUUAUGCUACAACUGUAAAAAGAACAAGGAAGAGUGUUGGUUUUGUAGAGCCUAGUGCACCUCGACCACAGCUUGGACUAGAGUAUAUAUCCUACCUGAUAAAACAUCCAACUUGUCAAGCUAUUAUUCUAUCAAAAUACAGAGACAAUGUAGUAGAACUGAUAGCAACAUUACAAGAUGUCAGGAAAUGUAUUGAGGGAAGAAUGACAAACAGAAUACCUACAGAAGGUGACGACUUUACAGAUGAUUUAUUGGUGGAAUGUUUUACAGUGUACCUAAAGUUACUUGUACUUCUGCAUGAUGAUGGUGAUAACAGUGCAAUACUCAAGCUUGGUCAAGUUAUUAACUGGAGUGAUUCUCACCUGAUACCUGUAUUAGAAUCACAAGAUCGGUCAAGAUCAAAUAAUUCAACAACAAGUCUGUCUUCUGAAUCAGAUAACAACACUCAUUCAAAUACACAAGAUUUUACUCAAGGUGUAUUUAGCCGUACUUUAUAUAAUGUAGAUGCUACGGUGUUAUUGUCUGGAGGUAGAUCCAGAAAACGCUCUAUUGGAAAGGCAACACCACAUGCAAUUAACCUUGCUUCGAAUGUAAUACAGGGUUUAUUAAGUGUUUGCAGUAACAUGUUUCUGAUUGGGAUAGCUGAUGAAGAUUUUUCAGUUCAAGUUACCAAUUUUUGUUCAGAUUGCUUACAAGCAGAUUCUGCAUUGAACUUGCUGCCACAGAUAAUAACCUGUUUUUAUCAGGUGACUGAGUUUAUUUUGCUAAGUCACCAUGUUGUUGACAAUAAUAGUAACAGCCACCAUGGUAACCUGAUAUCUGACUUUUUUGGCAAGACAUUUGUUUCCUUGGCAGUUCACAUAAGCAAGAAGAAAGAACAUGGAAUAAAGGUAUUGAACUUGGUGAAAGGACCAGUAACAGAAAUUUUGAUGUCUGUAUAUAAAAGUAAUGUGUUGGAAUCUACUGUGAUCAGAGACCUCAGUGCUACAAUGGUAGCUGCUGUCUUGGCUGAGAUGUCUAAUGCUAGUAGAAAUCUUGAUCUUGAUGGGCUUUGUGACAGUUUUACUUCAUUACCUCUUUUGUCAGCAUGGUUGUGUGAAAUUGUUUGCAGGAAGUCCUUUAUUGCCAGGAAUUUUCUUACUGAAUUGUCAGUAUGUAUUGAUUCAGGAGCCAUAACAGACCUACACAACCUACAUAGUGCAUCACAUUUAUUAGCAACUAUUGUCAACGGUAGGCUAGCUUUCCCAGGAACAAAGGACUGUUGGGAAUCUAUACACAGGGAAUUGGAGAAGCUGAAAAGAAAAGACCUGGAACAGCUUGAAGGAGUUGCUGAACAAGAAAGCAUGAGAUUAAUGAAUCAGAAAUUGGCUUUGAUAUCCAGUGGAAUGACAAUUCAGUGACAAACAGUUUAUGUGUGAUAGCCCAGAGUAUAAUCUAUUAUUGUCAAUUUACUAUUUUAUAACAGAACUAUCAUGUUUAAAAACAUAUAAAUUCAUUGCAGUGAA
Molecule: messenger RNA, 3790 nt
Organism: Mytilus californianus (California mussel)
Lineage: Eukaryota; Metazoa; Mollusca; Bivalvia; Mytilida; Mytilidae
Product: condensin-2 complex subunit G2-like
Exons: 29
Coding region: 77-3685 (1202 amino acids)
Biological process (GO): mitotic sister chromatid segregation
Cellular component (GO): condensin complex; nucleus
Source: RefSeq, a predicted model, not a curated record